This is a messenger RNA of Xylaria bambusicola, 1074 nucleotides long. RefSeq lists its product as uncharacterized. The transcript is spliced from 4 exons. The record is from RefSeq and is a predicted model, not a curated record. NCBI's taxonomy places the organism in Eukaryota, Fungi, Ascomycota, Sordariomycetes, Xylariales, Xylariaceae. The coding region runs from base 1 to 1074 and encodes 357 amino acids.
AUGGACUACGAUACGCAUGGACAUCCUGCUGCUCCGGCGGGAGAUAUUGGGAAUCAUGUUAUUCCCAAAGUUGUUGUUUAUCUCGCUGGAAUCAUUGGUCUUCUCGCCGUCACCGUUAGACUUUAUGCUAGGUAUGCCAUUAAGAAGCUGGGAAUCCCAGAUGCUUUGUUGGUGAUAUCGAUGGGAUUUUUCAUAGUCAUUCUGUAUAAUGGAUACCAAGGUGGAAUUUAUCCCGGCCUCGGUGUCCAUAAUUGGCAGUUCAACCCUGAACUCGCGACAACUUCACACUUCGACUACAAACUCGCAACUAUAUCUUUUGGUCUUGGGAUAGCAUUCUUGAAGGUUGCCAUAUUGCUCGAUUGGGUAAAUAUAUUUGUGCCCACGGGCACUCGCAAUAGUUUAUUUUGGAUUCUGCAAUUUUUAAUUUGGAGCAAUGCCUUAUUUUACUUCAUUGGGUCCUUCAUUGAUGGCUUGAUAUGCCAGCAAAAGAACUUGGUUACUGCCAAGUGCGGUGCCAAGCUAAUGAAGUAUAUCGUCGCUUCAGGUGUUGUUAAUCUGGUUUCAGAUCUCAUCAUUCUCAUAACACCCCAUUGGGUGAUAUGGAAGCUCAACAUGUCCACCACUCAAAAGAAGGGCAUUUCAUUGUUAUUCGUAAUAGGCUUACUAGCAAUUGGCAGUGCGCUGGCUCGUUUGAUAUCUGUCAUAAAUGCGUAUCACAAACGCGAUAUGCUGUAUUAUGCUGUCAUGGUAAAUAUCUUGGCAAUAUUAGAGCAGACAUUCGGUUUCCUCGUCAUCGGCGUACCAGCGAUUCCAAAGGCCUUCCAUAACUCUCGCUGGGCCAAACGCUUCGGGACUCUUUUGCCUCGAUCCAAACAGCCCUCGAAUUCCAUAUAUCAUCGUGAGCAAGGAACAUGGCCAGUUUCUGGCCGGCGACGACAUCAAGACCCAUGGGAUACAGAUACACGGGCUUUAGUAAUCGGCGACGAAGACGAGGAUAUUGCAUUGCCAGAGCAGACACAUAUACAGCACGGUAGGCGAAAUUGCUCGAAGGAUGAGUUGGGAAUAAAUGCUUAG